AUGGCGCUUAAAGAGCAUCUGGAAAAGGAUCAAGUGGCGACGAUGGAUUCGCACGAGGCCUUCAAAAAGAGUGUUGAAGAAUAUAAAAAUCAAGCCGAGACGGAGAAAUCAACUCUGCAAUACCGGCUCGAUCUUACCGAACAGAAGCUCACUUAUAUUCAGAAACAGCUUUCGUCAGUUUAUCCUCAUCUUCAUGAUAAUUUGGAUAACAUCAUAAUGGCUGCGGCGGAGCAGGAUAGGCUUGCGAAGGAGGCACUUUUAUCUCAUUUUCCUGAAAUUCACUCCGAUUUUGGUAAUCUGGGAGAGGUUUUACAGGUGGUUGGAAAACAGCACAGUUUGAUGAGGCGGGAAAUCCUAUCCCGUUUCCCUGAGAUUCACUCCGAUUUGCGUAAUGUGGAGGAGGUGCUAGGGGCGGAGGUGCUAGAGACAGAAUCCCUGCCCAAGGCGAAGCGCGCGCGCCGCAAGCGUUAG
Molecule: messenger RNA, 471 nt
Organism: Clonostachys rhizophaga
Lineage: Eukaryota; Fungi; Ascomycota; Sordariomycetes; Hypocreales; Bionectriaceae
Source: the annotation of a GenBank genome assembly